Molecule: messenger RNA, 2580 nt
Organism: Trypanosoma theileri
Lineage: Eukaryota; Euglenozoa; Kinetoplastea; Trypanosomatida; Trypanosomatidae
Product: kinesin
Exons: 1
Coding region: 1-2580 (859 amino acids)
Biological process (GO): microtubule-based movement
Cellular component (GO): kinesin complex; microtubule
Molecular function (GO): microtubule motor activity; ATP hydrolysis activity; microtubule binding
Source: RefSeq, a predicted model, not a curated record
AUGAGUAUAGAGGUUCACGUGCGUAUUCGACCACAUGUCUCCAAUAGCGUCUGGUCAAGUGCGGAGACGGUGUUGUACAGCACACACAAUCCCAACACACGUUAUGUGUACAACAAAGUGCAUCAUAUUGGCACCUCAAAUCAAACUAUUUUUCAAGGCAUCGAAGCUCUUGUGCACGCUGGGUUUGAUGGCAAGAAUGUUACUGUGAUGGCAUACGGACAGACAGGAAGUGGCAAAACUCACAGUAUGAAUGGUAAUGAAUCUGAUCUAGGUAUUGUACCACGUACAGCAAAGUUGUUACUAGAUUUACGUAAGAACUUUCCCGGAACACAAAUUGUAAUGUACUUUACGGAAAUCUAUAAUGAGUCGGUGAAGGAUCUUCUUGAACCACAACGAGGGGAACUUGCACUACACGACGCCCCUGAUGGAGGUGUUUUAUUUGACAAGAAGUCUGUACCUAUUGAAACUAUGAAUGACUUUGCCAAAUUACAGAGUAUUGCAGAGCGAAAUCGAAAAUAUGGUGUUACAAAUUUAAAUGAUCACAGUAGUCGAUCUCAUAUGAUUCUUACCUUUGAAAUACACAGGGGCAGUCGACAAGUGAGUACAAUCAAUCUAGUUGAUCUUGCCGGUUCUGAGUCUGCUUCACGUGCCAAUACGGAGGGAUUAUCAUUACGUGAGGGUGGUUUUAUUAACAAGAGUUUACUUACACUUGGUAAUGUGGUGGAUGCGAUUGUAGAGAAGAGAACGUAUGUUCCCUACCGUGAUGCUAAACUGACCCGUAUUCUGCGUAAUUGCCUUGGUGGUUCUGGAAUGACCUUUAUUCUCUGCUGUAUCCAUCCUGGCCAGGAGAACUUUGAGCAGACAGUUUCCAGUCUUCGUUUCACACAGCGUGCGAUGCGAAUAAAGAACGACCCUGUGAUGCUGCUGAAUAUGCCUCCUCUCUUUACGCAUGAGUACAGCCAUGGCGCUGCCGAUCUUGUGCGUGGGAUUCGCGGUCUGUGUGGGUCGCACUACCAGCGCGGCCUGCGGGAGGCGUUCCUCUACGCCGGCGGCACUCUCUCCGCUGCCGUCUCGCAGCACGCGGGCGAAGUCUCCGGGGCGCUGCAGGCGAUGGCGACCGCCCAGCGGCUCCUCCUCGCCCACGACCACGCGGUGGCGGGGGAGCGGCUCGCCGGGGGCCACGCGCGGCUCGCGGAGGGGCGGCGGCGGCGGACGGCAGCGGGAGCGGCAGCGGCGGGGGCGCGGCGGAGGGGACGAGAGGCGGCCGCAGCAGCGGAGGAGCGAAAAGCGAAGGUGGCGAAACUCGAAGCGGCCGCCGCAGAGGCCGGAGCGGUCGCAGAUACCGCACUUGCAGGGUGGGAGUAUCAACUCUACGAGGCGAGACAACGCCGUAUUGCACCAGCAGUCACACUGAGGGCGGCAGAGGCAGCAGCGAGGCAGCGGUUGCAGUAUGAAUGGGCCGUCUGCGUGGAGCGCAUCGCCGCAAGAUGUGUGCCAGCCAUAAAAGCACUCGGACCUAUUACACAUCCUGUGGCGGACAAACAUGCCGUACUGGCGCAGAUGCGGCAACGACUGCAAAAAGCACGUAGUGAACUUGCUGACCUUACUGUAGCUCACGAUAUGAUUAAGGCAGAUCUCCCAGAGAUGCGUCGUGCGGUGGCGGCAGCAGAGGGCAGCCCGGCACCAUGUCCAACUCCAUCCGCUGCAUCCCUUUCCCCACAGCCACGUCCUAUCGCUGGUGCCAUUGAAGCAGAUGCAACCGAUACAGAGAUAGAUAACCGUAUUCAUGAAUUGGAGCGGGAGGAAAAGAUUCUCAUGUCACGGGCAAUGUGUGCAGCCAGACGGGAAAGUACGCGACGUAUUCGGGAAUCCCUUAGGGAACCAGGUCCCCAAACACCUCCCACAACGCGUUCUGCAGUUCGUCAUCAUGACUCAUCUCCACAGUCAUUAUCACAACAACAUCAUGAACAAGAACAAUCUAAACAUCAGGCUCGGGGAAUGUAUACUGGGGUAGUAGACACUUCCCCAACGAAUGCACGUGGUGGUACGGGUUGUUACUCAAGUCCGCUACCACAACGGAGCCCAACACCACGUACAGCACGCACUGUAUUCCCUACAGCAGAUAUGAGUCCUGAAGCGGAGUCAUUGAUACCCUCUGAUCUGAAAGGGGCAUCCCCACGUGAUGAGCAGUUUACGGAUGGAGUGCGCAGGGCCUUGGGUGUUUUGCGUGAUGUGCGGACCAAAUUGAUGCGUCCUGUGCAAGAGCGACAUCGACGGGCUGCCCAUAGACCAUCUGCAGCCCCCUCCCCCACACCAGAGACAGCACGCUCAGGUUCACGUCGUUGCCGCCGCACGGAAUCCCACACCCCACAGGAUGAUGAUGUAACCUUGGUGGAUCUGUACAUGCGGAAGGGUAAUAAUUUGAAGGAGGAGGAACCAAUUAUUGGUAUCGCCGCACGGAGGCGUAGAGAAGGGGCACCAGUGCGACCAAACGUAGAACGUGCACUAUGGCGUCUGUCGCUCUCACCAGCCACCCUUUCAAUAGAACCAACAGAGCGUAGUCGUUCUCGUCGUCGCUGA